Molecule: messenger RNA, 5490 nt
Organism: Neospora caninum
Lineage: Eukaryota; Apicomplexa; Conoidasida; Eucoccidiorida; Sarcocystidae
Exons: 2
Coding region: 1-5490 (1829 amino acids)
Source: RefSeq, a predicted model, not a curated record
AUGGCGACGCCGGCGCGGUGGGCGGGCCUCGUCACAGGGCGGGGCGACAAGGACGAGGUCAAGUGGGAGUACUUCGUCGAGCUCGACAAGGCCUCGAAGCGCCUCGCGAUUCUCCUCGACUGGAAGGAGAACAAGGCGAACGGCUACCGCCUCUCGGUUCUCGACGACGCAAAACUCGAGGCGUUCUCCCAAUGGCUCGACGGCUACCUCGCCGAACAGAACGUCGACGGCCUCUCCAGCUCCGAGGUCUGCCUCUCCAACAACCGGAUCACUCACGUCGGUCUCGACCACCUCCUCACGACGCUCAUUCGCAGGAAAGUGGGAUGCCGCAUCAUGAAACUCUACAGAAACAACAUCUCGGAUCCAGGCAUGGUCUGUUUGUCGCGAUACAUUUCGGCGACGCGGGAGCCGCUGCACGAGUUGCAUCUUUCUCACAACAAAAUCACUGCUCGUGGCGCGGCAACGCUGCUGCGGGCGUUGGCGGCGCACUCCGGGUACCCGCGCGUGGGGCGGAAAGGCAAGCUGGUGCCGCUCUGGCUGCGGCUAGAGCAGAACGAAAUCACGCAAGUGAACAAGUUGAUGGUGUUCAUACACUCCAAGGGCGUGGCCUUCUGCACAGAGAAGAACCGAGACCUCUGCGGCCCGAGCAAGUGCCGACACGCGACGUCCACGUGGAGUCCCCUCGUGCACCUCUACGUGAUUGACCACCAAACGCACGAGUCGGGAGGCAGUCUUCUCAUCCCAGACGUCGGGGCCCACGCCGUGUCGCGACAAGCGCUGAUUGCGGCCGAUGAAGGCGAGAAGGAAAAGAAGGAAGAGAAGCAGGAGGACAAGAAGGAAGAGAAGAAAGAAGAGAAGAAGGAGAAGACUGCUGAGCCGAGGAAGAGCUGCUGGCUGACGAGAAACGAGGCGGUGCUGGGGAGUGCGAAGGCGCGCGAGGAUGAGAAGGAGAAUCGCGACGGCGACGCGGAUGAAGAGAAGAAGGAGGCGGCCGAGUCACGUCCAAAGAAAAAAGCGGAGAAACCAGGGGCGAGCACUGAGCUCGACGGGUCCGGCGACAAGAAGCGGAGCACUGCAGGCAGUGCGUCCUGGGGAAAGAAGCGAGACAAGGAAUCCGAGGAAAAGUUACCUGCCCUCGAUGCGACAGACCACGCCUCGUGGCCAGAUAUCCGCAGCGGCAGUCUCCGUCAGAGCCGCGGCCAGCGGGGAGGCGCCGCCGCGCCGGACUCCGCGAGCGCGCAUGCAGAGAGGGAGACGAAAGCGUCGCCGUCAGUUGCCGAGCGGUCUUCUUCGCGAGGCCGACCCAAACAAGGCGACGAUCGGCCGCGUGGAGAGUGCGACCGUCGCGAGGCAAGAGCCAGUGGAGCCUGUCCGACUCCUGCUCUUUCGACGACAACUGCACCGUCGACUGCACGGGAGGACGGCGCUGCGGCCGCCCUCGAUGCGCGAGUGUCUUUUGGGACGGCCCAGCCGCUCUCUUCCCUUGCGUCUCCCGCAGUUGCGCCUCUUCUCUCCGCAGGCGACGCUGAUGGUGCGUCUCAGCGCGGCGCGGCCGACGCCUCGGACGGGAAGUCCGAGUGCGCGCUAUCUCCGGCCCCAGCUUCGUCUCUCUCCUUCUCCUCGCUGGGCGAGAGACGGGGCUCUCUGGCCGCGACUACCACGGCAUCGGCGCGGGGCGAGGGCGAGGGCCGCUCGAGGUCGGGACAGAGACAGGAGAGUCAAGGCUCGCAGGACUCCGAGCUGCGCGGGACCGACGACUUCCUCCGGGGCGGCGCGGCGCCACCCAGCGAGGAGACAGGAGACCGUCUGGCGAGACGCGAGAGAGACGGUCGCCGCGACCCCCGCGACCGCGAAGACCAACGGGACAGAGAGAGAGAAGGAGAGGACCGGACGCGGGAAGCGCGAGACGCCGAGAGACACGGAGACGCUGCUUCUUCGGGGUUUCCGGAGCCUUCACUGCGCGACCGUCUCCCGGCGGUCUCUCCCGACGCAGAACAAAGUCAAGGCUCCUUCCCUCAGUCGGGCACGAGCGAGGCGAGAGCCGAGAGAGAGGACCCGCGGCCGCGCGGCCCUGGAGGUCGCGACGCGUCCGCGCCGUGCGAAACCCCGAGCAGUCCUCUUGCCUGUGGCGAGCCGGCGCAGCAGGAAGUAUCGCCUGGGGUCGACACCUGUCCCUUCCCGCCUCUCUCUUCGUCCUACGCUUUCUCAUCGCCGGCGUCGCGCGUGCCUCCGUACUCGCGAGGCUGUGUCUCCAGCGCAGCGUAUGACAAAGCAGAGAAUGAGUACCCAGACGCUCAGAGACACGACGCGUUGCGCGACGGUGGCGGGCAGGAAACCGGCCGAGGCGACCUGCGUUUUGCUGCUUCGGCGUCUCCCGCGCACCUGGACGACGCGCACGUGAGUGGGCCUGGACGCAGUGGCCCGGGGCAUCCCCUCAAGGAUGCGAGCGAGCGAGGUGGGCUGGAGGAGCGCAGAAAGGGAGCGCCGGAAGUCAACGGCGUGACGCGUGGUUCGAACCUGCCGUACGAGGAAAGAGAGAACCGGGAAAACGUCGGGUUUUCGAGUUCGUGUCUGAGCCGACGCGCCAGUCAAGGCCGCAGGGAGGCUUCGCCUCCGUUCCACGCGCGGGCUGAGGCGCCCACGGACGCUCGCACGGCGUUCUACGGGGCGUAUCCACUGGAGCCACCGGGUCUCGAGACUGCGGGGGCUGCAGGGCGUAGGCGCAGCGCGGCCAAGGGGAACCUGGCGAUGCCUGAGAUGGAAGGCGCAUACGGGUCGGCGGUCGGCGUGUCGAGCGCGAAUGCGGAGAGCUACGCGCCUGCGCAGUUCGAGGCAGGCCUGCCGUUCCCUGCGUAUGCGAGACGAGACGGGCGCGAAGGCGAUGCGCGGUCGUGGCGAGGAAGCGAGAGAGAAGAGAAGAAGCGGACGCUGUCGGAUGUCUUCGCGGCGCUGCCCCCGGAGGCCCAGCAAGCUGCUGCAGACGCGUUUGCGAGCGAACUCGCUGCGCGGCGAGAAGCGGAGAGGUCGCGAGGCCGCGAGGGCCAGGACCCGGCCAAGACCGAGGCCGAGGCGGCGCGUGCGGCCUUUUUGUCUGUCCUCGCACAGGCCUCGUUCGAAGAUCGAGGAACGUCCGCUUCUGGGGAGACCCGCGCGCCUCCGCCAGAGCGCGACCUUGCAGAGCGCGGGUACCCUCCGGCUUCUGUGUCGCCGGAGUCUCGUGCGGGGCUCUCUUCCGGGCCCUUUGCGGUGAGUUCAGGCAACGACGGCGAGGCGACUGGCGCGUUGCCAGUGGGGUCUCGCCUCUUUCCGGAUCACGGUCGGCGCGACGACCGCGGCGGCGGCAGGUCGGCGCGAGAAGAGACGCUGGAGAAAGACCCGCGGGGAGAGACUGGCCUCGACGGUCGACUCUCCGGCAGGCAGGGACUUCCCCCGGAGGCAUCCUCCCGGUCGCGCCAUCCGUUUCCCUUGCUCGCGCCGGGGCCUUCCCAGAGUGGGGGCCCGCGGCCACUCGAGCCGUGGUGGGGAGACGGCGAGUUCGACGCGCGGCGGGGCGCCGAGAAGGCGGACCCUUUCUCGCCGUUCUUCUCGAGAAUGCGAGACCAGGAACGGCGAGAAAGCGAGGACCUACUCCCGUCGCUCUCGUCGCUCCUGACCCCGCAGACGCAGGGGUCGGCGUUCUACGGGCUGCAGCGGGGCGCCGGCGAGGGGAUGCGCGAAGCGACUGAGGCGAAGGCGCACGCCUACGCAGUCGGCUCGUGGGGCGGCCCUCACGGCGAAGGCCGAUUCGAUCCACGCGCAGGACGCAGCGCGUACGCGAGCGGUCUCUUUGAGAAGAGUGACGGCUCCAAGGGCGGGCGAGAAGAGAGUCUCCGCCUCGAGUUCUCGCUCUCGAGCGCCGAGGGCAGAAGCAACGCCCACCUACGGGCUGCUCCAGGCAGUGGGUUGCAGGGACAGGACAGCAUGCAACUUCCGUCCUCGACCUCGUCGUUUCCCUUCUCGUUUUUCCCCGAGGCGUCUCCCGCGAUCUACGCCGGUUCCCAGCAGCGGCGCGUCAGCGGUUCCAGUCAAGCGCCGCCUCUGGGAGGGAAGCGAGACGACUUGCGCGCCGGCGACCUGCCAGGCUCACUCUCUCUUGCGCAGAGGCAACAGGAGACAGGGCGAUCAGCUGCCUUCUCGCCCGUCAUUCAGCCUGCGGCGCCAGGGCGGGGCCCGACUGCGUUCUCGACAAAAUCUGCCUUUCCUGCCUUCUCCGAAAGUGACUAUGUCUCGCGCCUGAAGGCCAACACCCAAGGACCCCACAUCGCCCACAACACCCAGAGCGAGGGUGACGAUCGGAGACUGCCGCAAGGCCCUUCGAGUCCGGACGACAGCCGGCUCGCGGCACGGGCUGCCGGCCCCUUUCCUGCGCUCUCUGCGUCUGUGCAUUCUGUUCCCCAGGAUGCGUUUGCCUUCGCGCCGCUUCCGGGCCGGAAGGACGCGUCGCCCUCUCCGCCCCUCUACCGCGGCUACUCCGACUCGCUGUCGAACGGCCUCGACGGCGAGGGCGCCGCCGGAAGAGGCGACGGCGUUUCGGCGUAUCGGCGCGAAGGCGAGGAGGGCCGUGCGGCCUUGUCGCUCUUCGCGGCGCAGUUUCUGCAGCAGAACUCGGUGUCCCGCGGCUUGGCCUCGCCGGGUGCGCCGGCCAGCCGCGACCGCGAGGAAGAGCGCGAACGCGAACGCGCGGGAGAAAACGAGAGAGAAGGCGAGAGAGAAGAGGUGGCUUUCCUGCGCCUGCUGCGUGGGCGUCACGGCGAAGGGGACGGUGGAGUCUACGGGGCGUCUGCCCGAGCCGAAAAGGGGCGAGAAGGCCCGUUUCCGUCUCUCGCCUUCGACGUGCGAGGAGUCGGACAGGAGCCACGAGGCCACAGAUCUCCCGAAGGCUCCCGGCUGCAUUCGCGGGGCGACGCCGACGCGUACGAUGAGGCGCGCGGGAGAACUCCAGAGGACGAAAGGAGACGCUUUUUAGGGUCUUCUGCGCACGCGCCUUCCCAGCUGCUCUGGGCAGCUCAGAAAGAGAGGGACCAAGGCUUUCCUUCCCUCCGUGGCGAGGCGGGCGACGCGCGCGAUUUCUUGCGAGACAACUGGCCAAAGUCGGAGAAAAACGCGUCUUUCUUUUUCAACGCCGCCUUGGGACAUGACGGGGUCUCGCGAGGUUUCGACCGCGUGCCGGUGUCGAAUGAAAAUGCUCACAAGAGUGCAGGUGCGCGCAGUGCAUACGCUUUCGACAGCUCGGCAAAUGCGUAUGCGGCUGGAGGCAUGGGACUUCUGGAGCGCGAAGGCCCUGUGGGGCGGGAGCGAGAGAGAGACACCGCGAAGGAAAGAGACAGCGGGUGUGAGCGCGCCCGGAAAGCUGGCGACGCAUUCUUUUUCGCCUCCCUCUCGGGGUCUCCCGCGACGUUCCACAGCGCGAACGAUCUGCCUUCCCGAGACAUCCAUUACAUGGAGCAGUAA